Molecule: messenger RNA, 855 nt
Organism: Knipowitschia caucasica
Lineage: Eukaryota; Metazoa; Chordata; Actinopteri; Gobiiformes; Gobiidae
Source: the annotation of a GenBank genome assembly
AUGUGCUGCAGACCUCAGACCUGCAGACCUCAGACCUGCAGACCUCAGACCUGCAGACCUGCAGACCUCAGACCUGCAGACCUCAGACCUGCAGACCUGCAGACCUCAGACCUGCAGACCUCAGACCUGCAGACCUGCAGACCUCAGACCUGCAGACCUCAGACCUGCAGACCUCAGACCUCAGACCUGCAGACCUCAGACCUGCAGACCUCAGACCUCAGACCUGCAGACCUCAGACCUGCAGACCUCAGACCUGCAGACCUCAGACCUGCAGACCUCAGACCUCAGACCUGCAGACCUCAGACCUGCAGACCUCAGACCUGCAGACCUGCAGACCUCAGACCUGCAGACCUCAGACCUGCAGACCUGCAGACCUCAGACCUGCAGACCUCAGACCUGCAGACCUGCAGACCUCAGACCUGCAGACCUCAGACCUGCAGACCUCAGACCUCAGACCUGCAGACCUCAGACCUGCAGACCUCAGACCUCAGACCUGCAGACCUCAGACCUGCAGACCUCAGACCUGCAGACCUCAGACCUGCAGACCUCAGACCUCAGACCUGCAGACCUCAGACCUGCAGACCUCAGACCUGCAGACCUCAGACCUCAGACCUGCAGACCUCAGACCUGCAGACCUGCAGACCUCAGACCUCAGACCUGCAGACCUGCAGACCUCAGACCUGCAGACCUCAGACCUCAGACCUCAGACCUGCAGACCAGGUGCUCCUGGUCCGUGUGCUCCUGGUCCCUGUGCUCCUGGUCCCUGUGCUCCUGGUCCUUGUGCUCCUGGUCCGUGUGCUCCUGGUCCCUGUGCUCCUGGUCCCUGUGCUCCUGGUCUGUGAGCUCUAUGAUUGA